Mustela erminea (ermine) is the source of this 4960-nucleotide messenger RNA. RefSeq lists its product as uncharacterized. NCBI's taxonomy places the organism in Eukaryota, Metazoa, Chordata, Mammalia, Carnivora, Mustelidae. The record is from RefSeq and is a predicted model, not a curated record. The transcript is spliced from 10 exons. The coding region runs from base 4212 to 4946 and encodes 244 amino acids.
GUGGGACACAGGAGGGGGAGCGGAGGAGGCAGGAGGAGGAUUCAUGGUAGGAACUUAAUUGCCUCCAAUCCCUGGAUCUCUUGCACCUGCUGGAGAAGCCCAGCAUGCCCUCAGGAGGAGAGCCUGGAGGCCUGGUAAUCUCCACACCCACCUCUGGGGAAGCCUGGGCAGGGACUGGGCUUCCGGGUGGAGCUCCCCUCCCAGCUCUGCUACCUUAGGGGCAGACCCUGAGAAGAAACGCUUCCUGGGUCAGGCCCAGGGUCUGAAGAGCCACUGGGGUGAGGGGGACAGGUGGGCAGCCUGCCCUGAAAGCCCUAGGACGGUGACUCAGAGAAUGAACUUCUGCUGGAAGACUCUUGAGCCGCAGCAGCCACUGGACCUGCUCACCCACGAUCAUGUGGCAUUCUGGGUAUCUCCCUGCACAAGUUCUAGACACGACAUCUACUUAUCAUUGAAAAGAAAAGUAACCGUGCUCCCCUGGCAUUCACAAAAGGCGUCCAUUCGUUCAAGCAUUCGCCGACUCAUUCGAUCUGCAUUAUGGGGUCCCUGUGGCAUUAGGUCUAUCACACAGCAAGAGAAAACCAGCAUAGAAGAACUUAGCCACUGUGAAACUCCGUACAGAUGUUAAGGGUCAUCAUUGAUACUCUAAUUGUUGGAAACAGAGCAGAUUCCUGCAGCAUGACAUGUCUCAUCCUUACUGAGGCAACUGCACUCCAGGUGGGUGUGAAGAUGAAAGGAGUUCGUGUGAGCAGAGGGCACCAGGCCCAGUGCCUGCCCUGUGAUUAUUGCUCUGGGAAUAUUAGCUAUUACUCUGACCACCAGAAACCAUAUGGCCCAUGUCAUUACUUUGUGAUGACAAAUCCCCCAUUGAACUGCUAUACACUAGUGAUUCUAAACUUUAUCCUUUAUCUUCCCACCAAACCCCUGGCCUUUGUUGGGAAAAUAGAAGCAAUCAGGUAGAACUUUUCCAAUCACUGUUCUCUAAAUCUACAAGUUUCAACCUCCUCCUGUUUUAGAGGUAGUUGGUUUCUGGGGUUGUGCUCCUGACCACUGAAAUUGGAGGACAGUAGGAGUGGUUUCUAAGACUGGGAAAGGCUGAGCAUCCAUCCAACCAUCCAACUGCCCAUCCAUCCAUCCAUCCAUCAUAAAUACCUAGCAGGAAGGGGCCUGGAGCCUGGAGAAAUGUGAUUUGAAGAUGAAGAGAAGAUUGAGGUCUCAAGGGAUAACCAGGCUGGACCUCUUUUCUUUCUAAAUCAGCACUCCCUAUGCCAUCUCCUGCCCGCCCACCCAGGUACAUGGAGUGAUCAAAGGUGGGCAGUGGGAGGACUGGACUGAAGGUCCCACUCUAGGCAUCCUGUCACCACCUGGGUAUGUGGACGAAAGGCAAAAAGGCCAGUGAGGAGGCCGUGAAGAAAGCCUGAGGAAGGUGGUGGAGUGGGGGAUACCCCUUCGAGCUUCUGUUACUCUUCUGGGCUACGUGAGCAACUGACAGAACAAGAAAGGCCCGUGCACUUCCCCCAUCUGCAGGCAGGCUUCUUUACAACCCCAGGCAGACAGACAAACAGAUGGUGAUGUUUUCCUUUCCAGACAGCAUCCUCAGCAGCUGCCACUGACUCAGCCUCUCCACCUCUGUCUGGGUGCGGUAGGCAGGCAGCUUGAUCCCCAGGGUUGACAGUGUACGUGGCACAAGGUGUCAAUUCACAGACAUCUGCAGACGUGGAGACCUUUGAUUUUUGCCCAAGGCCCAGGACGUUUGCUUCAAGGCCAGGACUCUCCUUCACCUGUCACUCAGCCUCACCAGCCAGCUCUGGACCCCAACAACCAUCAGCCCCCUUCGUGGACAUGCAGAUGGAGAGUCCUUGGAGGCACAGCAGGUCUCAGCUGAAAGGGUGCUAGAGAUUGGCCAGCAUUCCCCCUUGAGGAGAAAAAAAACCAUGUGUCCCUUCUGGAGAAACCUGGUAGUCCCAGGUGCAGCCCCUGCUGAGCUAAGUAGGCAGAAAACCCCAGAUGCCCCAUACUUCUGGUCAAAGAAAAUGUUUUAGUAUGUAGUAUUAAUACAUUUGCCUUUAUACCCAUGCCAUUGCAAAGUGUAAUUGUGCACACACACACACACACACACGUGUGUGUAUGUAUACAUGUAUAUGUGUAUUUAUGUCGAUAUUUAUAUAUGGGGACAGGGGCCCAUGAAGCCACAGGUGCCUAAAAAGCCUACAUAAGUCCCAUUGCAGCCCUGCCCUGCACCUCUUGGGGGCUGUUCCCUCAUCUGGAAAGCGCAGGUCACGGCAGCAUCGACACCGUGGACCAUGGCUGUGCCCCGGCUCUCCCUGAGCUAGCUCUCACCUCUGCCCUUCCAGGUUCACCGAGGUGGGAAGGCUCCCAUGGAACGUAACAUCCAGUCCCUUCACGUCGCAUCAAGGCCUCUCUCUGCUGAUCCCCCCGAGCUCCUACUGCUUUCCCCCGACAAAGCUCUCCGGCUAGAUGCCCCGAGCCUGGCGCCAACUGUUUCUGGACCAAGCUGAGUGUCCAGGGCAGCAUGCCUGUGUACACUCAGGGUGCCCUUUCCUUCGAAAGUACCCCCUCUUCUCUGCCUGGUGGUCUCCGACUCAUAGCACCACUGCGUGAUUUGUGGGGUCCCAGGCAAAAUGAAAAUGUGGGGCCUCUUGUUCAAAAAUUUUAAGAACUUCAAGAUGGCAAUGCAGAGCAUAAAACCAAGUUCUGAGCUCUUCUGAGCAUGGGGCUAGGUGUGACUGCACUAGCUGCCUGCCCAGGGAGCUGGGUCUGCCUCCCUCUCUUCUGAGGUCAACUGGCGUAUCACCUGCUCUUUGCAGCUGCCCUUGCUCCCCCAGACAAACAAUAGGAAGUCAGUAAAUGAAGCAUUUCUUAUAUUCCAGGCACCAUGCCAAGCACUUUACAGCUAAGGUCUUGUUGAACCCCCAUCACUGCCCCAUGAAGUAGGGAGAAAUUUGGUCCCCAUUUUGCAGAUGGGGAAAUAGAGUUUCAGUGAGCAGGUGGCUGAAGUGGCCUUUAAAUCAAGGGCUGCCCAAGUCCAGAGCUCAUGCUUUCACCGGCUGGACUGUACCAGCCCUUCUGACCCCAUGGCCUCUCGAGCUUACCUCUGCCUUCUAAUUUCUAAAAGCUCCAGGCCCAGGCCCUGCUCCCUCAGUCCCUGGGUACCCAUCGUCCCAGCACCUCUGGCCCCCCAAACAUCCCAAGAGGCCAAUGCCCCUUCUUCCCAGUCCAGAGUAGCUUCCUGUUUCCUAGGAGACAGACACCUGGGAAUUAUCUGUCAGCUUUCUCACACUGCCUGUGACCCCAAGACUGGGCUGUGUGGUCUCUGUAGGGUUUUAUGAGCCCCAUGCCUCACCCCCAGUGCCCGUCUUAGUUCAAACGCUCCUUCUCCUUUGCCAGGCCUCAAAGUCCUCCUCACUUACCUGUCUUUUUCUCUAAUCUGUCUGACCUGAGGCCAUCUUGCCUUAUAUCUUAUCUUAUUUUAUUUGUUUAUUUAUUCUUAGAGAGAGAGAGAAUCUUAAGCAGCCUCCGCACUUAGUGCAAAACUGACACAAGACUUGAUUUCAGGACCCUGAGAUCAUGACCUGAGCUAAAACCAGGAGUCAGAUGCCUAGCCAACUGGGCCACACACGUGCCCUACCAUCCUGACUCUUUAAAAAUGCAAACCUGAUCAUGUCUUUCGUCUUAUAGAUCCUUCUGUGGCUCCCUGUGUUCCGCUGGUCCCAUAGCCUGCUACGUGAGACCCUGCCUCUCCUUGACUAGACUCCUCCCACAUGAUCAUGGCUGAUUACUUAUUUGACAUUCUCGGAGCGAGUCAUGCUUUCUCAUGCUCCCGUGACUGUGCUCUGAUGCUCUCCACCUGAAAUGGUCUUCCCAGAACUCUUAGAAAAGUCCUUCCAACAAGCUGAGACUGAUUCAGCCUCACCUCCUCCAGGCAGGCUUCCACACAGGUCCUUCCAAAGGCUGCAUAAGGGCUUCUCCUCCUGCACCUGCCGUCCUUGCCCGCCCCAUGACUCUCAGAGCCCUCCUUUGGCCCAGCACUAACUUUUGUCUAUCUCAGGGUUAGACCCUUUGGAAAGGAGGGACCACAUCUAAUUCAUUUUGUCUUGCUGACCUCUGGCACUUGACUUCCUUUGCGAUCUAGAAAGGACUCCGCAGUAUUUUCUGAAUAAAAUCUACAGACGAAUGACAGGUGGGCCAAAAUGUAUCUGACCCUGUUCACCUGCAUGGAUGACACCAGGGACCCCAUUAAAGCGCAAGUGGCCACAGCUCAGCUCUUCACCCAGCAGAAGACAGGUAUGCAGGUUAGACUAGGAGCACUGACAACUCUGGAAGGAAGACGGACCAAUGGAUCGAUUGUGCUUGUAGCUUCUGAGGGGAGACUUCCAUUCUCAUGGAGAGGAGACAGGAGUUCUCAGGGGACUGUGUUGGAAACAUCGAAGGAGGCUGAGGAUGGCAGCAGAAGGAUCAUCAGUGAUGAUUCGGUGACAAUCCAGUGUUGGAUCCGGAUCAAGCAGAAUCCCAAAAGAAUCCUGCCUCAUGUUCUUGGAAACCAGCACCUGCGUGGAGAGCGGUUGCCAAACAGAGGCUUGGAUAAAGAGGAGAAUUGGUGCCUCAUCCAGGGUUGUCUGGAUCAGAGAAUGCCAGGGUCAGAUGGGACCUCAAAAGGCCACCAUCAGGCCUCCAGUCUCACCCCUCCCAGCUGUCCUCGUGGUAGCCAGAGUGACCACCCACGACCCAGGCUGGAGCAUACUCCUCUCCUGCUUAAAACCAGAAAGCAGGCUUGGCUUUUCAAGAGGAGGCACCCUUCAAGUAGGCAACUCGGAGAGGAAGUCAGCUGUGAACUGUUUGUAAAAAUGCUGAUGGCGGAUUUGCUGCAGGCUAAAUUGUACCGUAAACAUAUUCUCCUCGGCACCGGCACCGGGGAGCCUCGGUGACUGGGGGCCCUGUG